Messenger RNA from Raphanus sativus (radish), 1467 nucleotides. RefSeq lists its product as uncharacterized. Lineage: Eukaryota; Viridiplantae; Streptophyta; Magnoliopsida; Brassicales; Brassicaceae. The transcript has 2 exons. The coding region runs from base 1 to 1467 and encodes 488 amino acids. The record is from RefSeq and is a predicted model, not a curated record. Gene Ontology annotation, molecular function: nucleic acid binding; RNA-DNA hybrid ribonuclease activity.
AUGGAGGUUUACAUAGACGAUAUGCUAGUGAAAUCCUUAGUAGCCGGCGACCACGUUCUCCAACUCCAAGAGUGCUUCAACAUCCUCAAUAAGUUCGGGAUGAAGCUAAAUCCGACCAAGUGCACUUUCGGAGUUGCAUCUGGGGAAUUUCUGGGAUACCUCGUAACUAAAAGAGGGAUCGAAGCCAACCCCAAACAAAUCUCGGCGCUUAUCGAAAUGCUACCUCCGAAGUCGGUCAAAGAUGUGCAAAGACUCACAGGAAAGAUCGCCGCAUUAAACCGCUUUAUAUCAAGAUCGACAGAUCGAUGCCUUCCAUUCUACAAGCUCCUUAAAGGGAACAAAAAGUUCGAAUGGAACACCGAUUGCGACGCCGCCCUUAGCGAGCUUAAAGUCUACAUAAGCGAACCUCCUAUCCUAUCUAAACCAGUUCAUGGCGAACUUUUGUAUCUUUACGCCGCGACUUCCGAACACGCAGUAAGUGGGGUCUUAGUCCGCGAAGAAGACAACGAACAAAAACCAAUCUACUACGUCAGCAGAUCCCUGUUCGAUUGUGAAACAAGAUAUCCCGUGAUGGAAAAAUUGGCCCUGGCGGUGGUAAAUGCCGCGCGGAAACUAAGGCCAUAUUUCCAAUCCCAUACGAUCAUGAUUUCAUCAUCGAGCUUGUUCCCAGUGAAACUAAACACCGACGACAAAACCCGGAAGUGGAAACUCCACGUCGAUGGUGUGUCAUCAAAGCAAGGGUCGGGUGUGGGAAUAAAACUCGAAUCUCCUACAGGAGAGAUGAUCGAACAAUCAUUUCGCCUAGGCUUCAACGCAUCAAAUAAUGAAGCCGAAUAUGAAUCCUUAAUCGCCGUAUUGCGACUUGCCCAAAGCAUCGGAGCCCAAAAAAUCAGCGCAUUCAGCGACUCACAGCUCGUCACCAGCCAAUUCCACAGCGAAUAUGAAGCUAAGAAUGAAAGGAUGGAGGCCUACCUGGCAAUACUAAGAGGAAUUAUAAAGCAGUUCGAUGAAUUCGAGCUUACGAGAAUUACGAGAGGGGAAAAUACCUCAGCAGACGCUCUCGCCGCCCUGGCGUCAACAUCGAAUCCGACUAUAAGAAGGGUAAUUCCGGUUGAAGGAAUAGAUCAACCCAGUAUAGACAUCCCUUUAAAAGGAACCCUUAGUAACAAGGACGACCUACCGCUGGUCGCUCCAAUCGUCACUCGUAGUAAAUCCAAGGGACGUACUCAAGAGCCCGACGAAGACUCACUCGUAGCCCCGCGGAGUCGGAAGUUCCCCGGUGAGUCCUCUCGAAGAACUCGAUCAAGCACUGCCAGGACAACGCUUGAUCCCCCGAUUCCCGAAGAAAUACCCGUUCACGAGGUAAAUAACGAAUCACAAAAAGCUUUCCCGGACGAGCUCGAAAACAGACCAGAUUGGAGAACUCCGCUAUACAACUAUAUCGAUACCGGAGAACUUCCUCCCUAA